Dermacentor albipictus is the source of this 1608-nucleotide messenger RNA. The record is from RefSeq and is a predicted model, not a curated record. Lineage: Eukaryota; Metazoa; Arthropoda; Arachnida; Ixodida; Ixodidae.
AGAAGCGGGGGAAGCCGCAGUGCCAUUAGUCAAGUUCCGCGGACGGCGGACGCCAUAUCUGCAGUGUCCAAAUUCGAAGACCCUUAGCGGGGCCCCUCCAAAAUUGUGCUGCCCUCACGGCAUGAACUUUCGUCGGCACGCUGAGCCAUGAACGACUACUACAACCUGCUCGAGGUGCCGCGCAACGCGUCGCCGGAGGACAUCCGGCGCGCGUACCGGCGGCUAGCGCUCAAGUGGCACCCGGACAAGAAUCCUGACAACAAGGCCGAGGCCGAAGCCCGCUUCAAGGAAAUCUCGGAGGCCUACGAGGUACUCUCUGACGAGUCCAAGCGGCGCCAGUACGACCUGUACGGCAAUGGCAGUUUCGACGCCGACCACCGUAACGAAUACGCAAGCUCCCGGGGUGGCAACGGCUUCAGCAAUGGAAGCGCCUUCGCGUUCACUUUUCGAGACCCUGAGGAGCUGUUCCGCGAGUUCUUCGGCUCGUCGGACCCGUUUCGAGACCUGUUCCGUGGCAUUCAUGGCGGCCAACGCGGUGCCACUGUGCUCACCGGCGGCUUUCCCUUUUACCAACAAAACUUCGGCAGUAUAUUUCGCUCAGGCUUCCUCAUCGACUUGGAUGACCUGCUGUUCGGGCCGCACGUCUCUGCCAGUGGCAUGGGCGGCGGUUCGGCGGGCUUCGCGGGCAUGCCGACGCAAGAGAUGACCUCGGUACGCUUUGUGAACGGUAAGCGCAUCGAGACGCGCACCAUCAUCCAGGACGGCAUGAAGACCGUACUCUGCUUCGAAGACGGCCAGCUCAUCUCGCGCACUGUCGAAGGCGUCGGGCAAGACGUGUACGGGACCCCCGAAGAAGCGCCCCCGGUCCCCUCCAGGGAGGCACCGCAACAGCAACAGCGCAGGGAUCCCGCCGACUUUUCGCCUUCCUCGCAGUUCGGCAGUGGCGUCGCAGCGCAGCCAAGCUCGACGAACAAACGACCUUCGCAAACAAAAAGCAGAGCGCCCGCCGGAGGCAGCAGUCCCAAGAUGAGCUUAAGCGGCAAGGCCAGCACUUCUUGCAGUGCUCCGUCCCCGUCCAAGGCCUCGAGCAAAGGCGGCAGGAGCAAGAGCCACUCCAGCAGGCUCCAGAAGGGAGGCAAAGACGGCAGGAGGCUACCGGUGGCUAGGAAGGACACUCCCGACACCACAUGCUCUACACCAUCUUCAAAUUUGUCGCGGCACGAUAAAUCAAGAACCCGAAAACCCUAGUUAAUACGCUAGCUUGUCUUCACAUGGAGUAACUGCUAGUAGGUGUACUUGAGGUAGGAGGAAAAUUGAAGGGUGCAAACAAGCAGUGUGGCUAUUCUGCCAGGUGUGUGAGCUCACACACUAGGAAGACGGUGCACCACAUCUGAGAGAGAACAUUUCCAAGAACUACCUGCCAUACGUGUAAAUGCUUCAACGCUCACACAAGCUCAAAGGUGUCCCAUGUGUUGCCGGAAGCCAGGCCCGCUAGCUUCUACUUCGCUUGUCUUCAGAAGAAGGACCAUUUGAAUCUCUACCAAAAGUAACAAUAAUAAAGUUUGGUUACUGUGCGAGAACUCCAUGCAAGGGAGUCGCACGAAGUAA